AUAUUUGCUAAGCUAUUUCACUAGUUUCGGAUAAUAAAAAUGGGGGUCACCGAAUGCGAAACUAAAUACUAAACAAAAGCCUAGCUCUAUACAGUUGUAGCAAUUUUAUGACAGUAAAUUGUAAACCUAUCGAGAACAAGACGAGAGACUGCUCCAUGUCGAAGUGAACGCGUGAAAGAUUUAGAGGGACGUAAAAUUCUCUCAAUAAUGAAAAUGUUCAGUGGAUGUCAAAAUCGGUAAAAUGAAUCAUGAUAUUUGGUUGCAAAUUUGACGGUGCCUUGCAUGUGGAGAGGUCAGCGCAUUUUUCAACAUGGCGACCUGUAGACCCAAAUGUAUUCAAAGGGGCCUUUUGUGUGGAUUGAUCUACUUAUUUAUUUUCACUUUUGAUGUACAGACGGUAUCCGAGAAUGUGAAAUGGUUGAAAAAUAUAAGUUCUGGAAGGUUACAACUGAGAAACUUGGAGAAGGAUGAUAAAAUACACACGGGAGUGAGUGACGAUGGCUAUUUUCCUGACGCAAGGCAAGAGCCACCCGACCCCUCAGUUCUGGGGGGAAUCAGAAUUGAGCAUGAGGCUCAGAAACUCUCAGCUCGACUCAGGUGGUUAAGUAAUGAGGAAAUCGGAAUAACUAAGAUGCAGGCAAUUUAUGAUUCUUUACCAUACGAAAAGAGAGAGCAGGACUCCAUCAAUACACUUAAAAAAAUUGCCAGUCGACUGAAGAAAAGAUUUAAAAAUUACAUCCAGGUUCUACACACCAAUAAGAUCACAGUUCAAAAUAUGUACAAGUUCCAUGUGCGGAACCCGAUGAACAGUAACAUCAGCUGCUGCAAGAUUCCACCUCAGGAAUUUGUGGAAGAUAACCAGUAUGGCUGCAGGGUCUCAAGGAGAACCAGUUGUGAUCUGUACCCAGACAAUUUCAGGGAAAAUGCAUUUAAUCCGGGCAGGAUGUUAACAGAAGUUUGGAAGGACAACAAGAAGUUAUUUCCUGGAUUGAAGUGGCAGUAUUUUAUCUCGGUGGAGGGUAUUCAUACAGAGUACCCUGCCAAUGCUUUCUCCUGGUUCAACAACUGUCCUCAGGCUCAUGACAUUAGACACAGUGAUGUGUACCUGUCUACUGUGCAACCGCAGCCACAGCAUGUUGUCAUAGUGAUGGAUCAUGGCAACUCCCUCAGUAGUAACCAGCUGAAGACGGCAAAGGGGAUAGCCAAGCAAUUUCUGAACUCUUUGUCAGAAAGAGACAGGGUUGCUGUGUUUGGUCUGGCUUCUCGUCCAUCAUUUCCUCGUGAUCCAAGGGAUGACUCUUGUUUGCCCAACUCCCUUGUCCCAGCAACAUUUGAAGCUAGUCUCUUCUUUAGCAGCUUUGUGGACAAUCUUCAUCAAGAAGAUGCCUCCACCAACCACUCUCUUGGUUUCCAAACAGCCUUUGAGAUGAUUGAAAACAUGAUCAGAAGAAGCAAAGGGGUUAACAUUGAGAAUGCCAUGAUACUCUAUAUAAGUAGAGGCUUGUUGUCAUCUUUAACGGAGGGACGUGACAUCAUGGAAACCAUUUCCAUUCACAAUGGUCGACUGGGUCAUAGAGUCAUCAUUAAUACUUAUGCUGUUAUAGACGAUGGAAAGCAUAUAAUGUUUGAGAAGAGUAUUUUACAAGAUAUUGCUGAACAGAAUUUCCUGAAGUAUGAGGUUCAGUACAAAAGUCCAAAGCCAGUCAUAGCAGGGAUGAUGGUCACCAUUAAUUCAACAAAAGACCUAAGUGUGUCAGUGGGCAAAUUCUACCUGCCCCUCAACAAGACUGCCCCCGAGGCCCCAGUCUUCUCGCUGCCCUACAUGGACAUGGCAGAUCAAACCUUAACAAUGAGCAUUAGUCAGCCCUGUUUCCAUGGCAAAGAACUUAUAGGCAUCAUGGGAGUUGAUCUACAUAUGGAGGACGUUGUUCAGGAUGUGACAUAUUACAAUCAGGACAUUAACUCUUACAUCUUUCUCAUCAAUACAGACGGGUAUACCAUUAUGCAUCCUUCAUUCAAUCGCCCCAUGAAAACACGUAUACAGCCCAUGCACACAGAUAUAUGGCAUUUUGAAAACAAAGAUGGAUUUGCCCGAAUAAGGAGCGAUAUGUUAAAUUUGCCAGAUGGAGAGAGGGUUAUGCAUACCAAGAGAUGGAGCACAAACACCACUGAGGACAACUCGUCCAAGUCAGACUUCUACGCCAAAUAUGUCUGGAAAAGGAUUGAAAACACAACUUUCAUAGUGGUGCUGAAAGUGUUGACUAAAACUGAAGUUGCCCAAUCCCUGGAACAAUUACAUGUCUCCAACGAUCCACAUCUGGUAUAUCAUCGAUUGGACUUGGUCCAGCCAAAUGAUAUGUGUCUACAUCGCCAUCUGCCAGCAACUUCUGACACCAGCACAGUAUUCUUGUCAGCUAAAAGCUUCCUUGAUCCCUUUGAACAUCUCAGCAAUAUGGAGACAAAAAGGAUGGUGCAGAAUUAUGUGGCUUAUCUUAAAGAUGAUACCCGUCUAAUCACUAAUCCGGGACUGAAGACUGCAGUAAAAAAUGAUGUUGCUGCUACUGGUCGAAUAAACACAGAAUGGCUACGCCGCUAUCACCACCGUCUGACCCACAGAGAGGAUUCCAUUGUGCGCCGCUAUGUUGCCACACCAAGUGGUGUAUUUAGGUCUUUUCCAGGGACAGUAAUUGACAAGACAUGUGAUCCAACAAAAACCGAUUGGUACCAGAGAGCAGAAGAAUUUCCUGGCCAUGUGACUUUAACUCCGCCUUAUUUGGAUACCCUUGGGGCUGGGUACAUUGCUACCAUCAGCCACACCAUAUUUGAGGGAAAGCCAGCAUCUCUCCACAAUCCAAAGGACAAGGUUGUGGCAAUCAUGGGCAUGGAUCUGACCAUGGGUUUCCUCCACAAGCUGCUGUCUGAGGUCAUCCCCAUCUGUGUGCAUAAAAACAUCAGAUGUUUCAUCAUGGAUGACAAAGGUUAUCUGGUGGCUCACCCCAAACUGAUUGAACCCAACAGUAAGGUGAUUCAGCACAUCACUCACAAGGAACAACUUGUUGCCAAUGACAUCCUGAAUCACAAACACUUUGUGAAGAAGACGUUGUGUAAUAGCUACAAUGAUAGGACCAUUCAGCGCUUCUACAAAUUUAACACCAGCCUGGAGGGUGUACUCACUAAUCUCGUGCACGGCGAACACUGUGCUCGAUACCAGAUCACACAUAUUCCUGGAACCAAUGCUUUCCUUGGGAUUGUGAAUCACACGUGUAAUACAGAUACAGCUUUCUGUCCAUGUAGCACGGUGGACCGUCUUUGUCUGAAUUGUAACCAGAUGGAACAGAUUGUGUGCGAGUGUCCGUGUGAAUGCCCACUGGACAUGAACUUCUGUACAGGAGAGUUACUGCAGGAAGAUGACAGGAAUCCAUCUUGUGCCCACCAAGUGGAGAAAGAAUCUCGAAUACAUUUGAAUUUCCCACCGUUUGAAGAUGUCAAACAGUGCCAUGAACCUAAGUGUGACUUGCUCAUAACCAAACUGGAUUGCAUCAGUGCCAUUGGGUGUGCGUGGUGCGAGAGACAGAAGCAUGGACUGACCAGUGUAAAGCGGCCGUACUGUGCUGACCAGAGGCGAUGUUUUGGUGGGGUGGAGGAAGCUGUCUCGCCCUAUGGGGAUGCAAUAAGAGCUAUGGCCAAUCAGGAGAAGCCUAUGCCAAUGAAGAGCACUCCUGUAGGGCCAGUUGCGGGAGGAAUCAUGGGAUGUUUCCUGGUUCUGGCUUUAGGGGUCUACUGUUAUAGGCAUCACAUCCACCGGAAUUCUCACCAGUACAUCACCAACCUGCCAGAGAACCAGAAUCGAAUGUCUCAUUUCUACGAAGAAGAGCCUCACGAGCCUGCUGAUGAUAUUCCUGCAGGGCACACCAACUUUGUACUGGCUACAUUUGAUAAUCCAGCCAGCAUAUCACCUUACCGUGUGAAUACAUCCUACAGGCGUCCAGCGGGAGGGGAUAGUGAUCAUGGUUACAGCACAAUGACACCCCAUGAAGACAGUGAACAUGCUAGUCUACCAUGUCUAGAACCUUUAAUAAAGGAGAGAUACAAACCAGGGUCUCUCAGUGUUGUUAAAAAUACCCCAGGGAAAAUCCCUCCCCCACCCAGUCAUUGUAGGAGGAGUAGAAGCCCCACCCCCCCUAAGUACUAUCAACCCAUACCUGAACAGACUAUCAUCCCACCUCAGACUACCAUAAUUGAACAUCCCCAUAAUGUCAUAGCUAAUGUUCAGGUACAUAUGGUGGACACGCAUUAAGAAUUAAUUUGUGCAUUUUCUAAAGAUCUGUGAAAAACUGUGUAAAACUUGAAAUGGCGUGUUUGUUCAGUGGAGAAAGAGAAGACUUUACAUGCACUGAACAGUUCCUUAACUGUGAUUUCUCAAGGAUUUUACUGUAUGAAGACUUUGUGCAUUCAAAGCUUACAUUGUUAUGUGUCAAUAAGAGCAGGACUCCGUUGUUUGGUGCAGAUAAUUCAGACCUAGUCUGGUAACCAUGUUGUGAUAAAGCAAAGUAUGAGAACAGAGUACAAAAGAAUGUCAAUACAAAAUGAUGCCACAUAAAAAAAAACCUCAAAGCAAUACAAGAUUUUAUUUCAUAAGGACAGAAAUCAUGCUGAUCUAUGUGAACCUCAGGAUUUAUAUGGAGAAGAGUUCUGGACUCUGAUUGGACUCCAGGGAAAUGUGAAAUUGUUGAAUUGAAGAUGUGACUUCAUGUAAAAUUUGCAUACUGGCCAGUGAUGCUAGAAUGAUUCAUUCAGGGAUUGUGUGCUGAUGAAAUAAACCUAGUGGGUGCUGCUGUUUACUCUCCAUUCAAAGUGCUUUAGUGUGUGUUUCUUUUGACUUGCAUACACAUUAAAUUUAAAUUCAUUCAUGUACAAAUGAUGCUGUGUUAGUUGGAUGUCUAUAUGUUUUUAGCUGCUGAGUCUUUUAUUUUUCAAAAUGCCUUUUAAAAUUUUGAAAACAUUUCUUGCAUUAUACAGGCAAUUUUUGCAUCUAGAUAUUUUUAUUUUAGUUGUAAAUAAAAACAGUGAUUUUAUAGAUAUUUAUUGAUAAGAAAAAGCCAUUUAAUUUGUAUAUAUGCAUUUUUACAGAUGGCUUGAAUAUAUUUUUUAAAAUAGGUUGUCAAUUGCAUUUAUGCAGCCCAAACAGUCCAUGUCACAAUUUACCGUGGCUGUACUUUUGGUAAUAUAUUAGAUGUAUUUUCUUGGGUAAUAUAAUCCUUUAAAUUGAUUGAAUUUUAGUAUCUACUGUAAUGAAAUACCACAAAAAGUGUAAUGCUUUAGCAAAGAUUGAUGAUGAUUGUCUUGAUUUUUAUUUAUUACUUGUGAUGCAUGUUUGAGAGAGUGAAUGUUACAAGUUAUUUGUUAGUGUUUAUCGUAAUCUCUUGUGUUUGAUUGGACUGGUCAGGAGCUCUACACAAGCACUGCUCAUUUUCAAUAUUGAUGUUGAAUUAUUUUCCAUCUUACACUGUGUCUUUUAGAAUUUCAAUCAAUUUUUUUUUUCAUUUUGGAAGCUAAGAAUGUUUUAAACUUACAAGAACUACAUUUGAUUUUUAUAUAACCGCUGAUUGAAAUAAAACAGAAAUUUAAAAAGUUUGUAAAAUGUACAGUGGUCAUGUGUAGUAUACCAGUGCAGUCUUUUCCCAUUUGCAGCAGAUUUUUCUCUAUUGAUUGUAUAGUAUUGUUCUAUAUAUAUAUACAUUGAUACAAGGUGUAUCAGCAGUCAGUGCAGGGUUUUUUUUGUGCAUUGAAUACAUGAACAAAUGAAAAAUUUAUAAUAAAAAAGAAAAUCA
Messenger RNA from Ostrea edulis (European flat oyster), 5831 nucleotides. RefSeq names its product VWFA and cache domain-containing protein 1-like. Gene Ontology annotation, molecular function: voltage-gated calcium channel activity. NCBI's taxonomy places the organism in Eukaryota, Metazoa, Mollusca, Bivalvia, Ostreida, Ostreidae. Bases 311 to 4297 code for a protein of 1328 amino acids. The record is from RefSeq and is a predicted model, not a curated record. Gene Ontology annotation, cellular component: voltage-gated calcium channel complex. The transcript has 27 exons.